AUGUCCGCAAUAAGUUUAUUAAACCCUAAAGCUGAAUUUGCCAGAGCAGCGCAAGCUUUAGCAGUAAAUAUCAGCGCUGCGAAAGGUAUUCAAGAUGUGAUGAAAACUAACCUCGGUCCUAAGGGUACAAUGAAAAUGUUGGUAUCCGGUGCGGGUGACAUUAAAAUCACUAAAGAUGGUAACGUGCUAUUACAUGAAAUGCAGAUUCAACAUCCUACUGCCUCCCUUAUAGCUCGCGCUUCCACAGCUCAGGACGACGCAACAGGCGAUGGAACUACUUCUACUGUAUUAUUGAUAGGAGAGCUGCUGAAGCAGGCUGAUAUUUACAUUAGCGAAGGUUUACAUCCAAGGAUUAUCACAGAAGGUUUUGAUGUAGCUCGUACUAAAGCUCUUGAAGUUUUAGAAUCACUUAAAAUUCCUAUUGAUAUUAAUAGGGAAAAUCUGAUUGAUAUUGCUAGAACUUCCCUUAAAACUAAGGUGCAUUCUAGUUUAGCUGAUGUGUUAACUGAUGCUUGUGUGGAUGCAGUACUUGCGAUCCGUACACCGGGAAAGCCUGUUGAUUUGCACAUGGUUGAACUGAUGGAAAUGCAACAUAAAACUGCAACUGAAACAACUCUUAUUAAAGGUAUUGUGAUGGACCAUGGUGCCCGUCACCCUGAUAUGCCGAAACGUGUGGAGAAUGCUUAUAUACUUACAUGCAAUGUGUCCCUUGAAUAUGAAAAAACAGAAGUAAAUUCAGGUUUCUUCUAUAAAUCAGCUGAGGACAGAGAGAAGCUGGUUGCUGCUGAAAGGGAUUUUAUUGACCAAAGAGUAAAAAAGAUUAUUGCCUUGAAGAAGAAGGUGUGUGAUGGAACAAAUAAGUCAUUUGUAGUAAUAAAUCAGAAGGGAGUGGACCCUUUGUCACUGGAUGCUUUUGCAAAAGAAGGCAUUAUUGCUCUGCGUAGAGCUAAGAGGCGCAACAUGGAGCGUUUGGCUCUCGCUUGUGGUGGUACUGCCAUGAACUCUGUUGAAGAGCUCAAUGAAGAAUGCCUAGGGUAUGCUGGGGUGGUGUAUGAACAUAUUCUUGGAGAAGAGAAGUAUACUUUUGUCGAGGAAUGCAAAAAUCCUCAAUCAGUAACCAUCCUUAUGAAGGGCCCCAAUAAGCACACACUUCUUCAAAUCAAAGAUGCUGUCCGUGACGGUCUCAGAGCCAUCAACAAUGCAAUUGAAGAUAAAUGUGUGAUUCCUGGUGCGGGUGCUUUUGAAAUCAAGGCUAAUAUGGAACUUCAAAAGUUUAAAGAUACUGUUAAGGGAAAAGCUCGUCUCGGCAUUCAAGCAUAUGCCGAAGCAUUAUUGGUUAUUCCUAAAACCCUUGCAGUUAACUCCGGAUUUGAUGCCCAAGACACAAUUGUGAAACUGCAAGAAGAGUCUCGCUUAAACCCAGACCCAAUUGGCUUAGAUCUCAGUACUGGUGAAGCCUUCAAGCCUACUGACUUAGCAGUCUAUGACAAUUACAUUGUUAAAAAACAAAUCCUGAACUCCUGCUCCGUCAUUGCUAGCAACCUCCUUCUUGUGGAUGAAAUAAUGAGAGCCGGAAUGUCCAGCCUCAAAGGA
Brenthis ino (lesser marbled fritillary) is the source of this 1593-nucleotide messenger RNA. NCBI's taxonomy places the organism in Eukaryota, Metazoa, Arthropoda, Insecta, Lepidoptera, Nymphalidae. The record is from the annotation of a GenBank genome assembly.